Molecule: messenger RNA, 904 nt
Organism: Trichosurus vulpecula (common brushtail)
Lineage: Eukaryota; Metazoa; Chordata; Mammalia; Diprotodontia; Phalangeridae
Product: 40S ribosomal protein S4, X isoform
Exons: 7
Coding region: 59-850 (263 amino acids)
Biological process (GO): translation
Cellular component (GO): cytosolic small ribosomal subunit; ribosome
Molecular function (GO): structural constituent of ribosome; RNA binding
Source: RefSeq, a predicted model, not a curated record
UCGCCUAUUUCCUUGGCUCGCCGGAAGCCGCCGGCCCUUUUCCCGGCUCGUUGCCGCUAUGGCUCGUGGACCCAAGAAACACCUGAAGCGCGUCGCCGCCCCCAAGCAUUGGAUGCUGGACAAGCUGACCGGCGUGUUUGCUCCCAGACCAUCCACAGGCCCCCACAAGCUGAGAGAGUGCCUCCCACUCAUCAUCUUCCUCCGAAACCGUCUCAAGUAUGCUCUGACAGGGGAUGAGGUUAAGAAGAUCUGCAUGCAGCGGUUUAUUAAGAUUGAUGGCAAGGUCCGCACAGACACAACCUACCCUGUUGGCUUCAUGGAUGUUAUCAGCAUCGAGAAGACUGGUGAGCAUUUCCGUCUGGUUUACGACACCAAGGGCCGCUUUGCUGUUCAUCGAAUCACAGCUGAGGAGGCAAAGUAUAAGCUGUGUAAAGUGAGGAAGACCUUUGUGGAUACCAAGGCCAUUCCCCAUCUGGUGACCCAUGAUGCCCGUACCAUCCGCUAUCCAGAUCCACUCAUCAAAGUGAAUGACACCAUUCAGAUCGAUCUGGAGACUGGCAAGAUCACAGAUUUCAUCAAGUUUGAUACUGGGAAUCUGUGUAUGGUGACUGGCGGAGCUAACUUGGGGCGAAUUGGUGUGAUCACCAACAGGGAGAGACAUCCAGGCUCCUUUGAUGUGGUCCACGUGAAGGACACCAACGGCAACAGCUUUGCCACCAGGCUUGCCAACAUUUUCGUCAUUGGCAAAGGUAACAAGCCUUGGAUUUCUCUGCCCCGAGGCAAAGGCAUCCGCCUCACCAUUGCUGAAGAGAGAGACAAGAGGUUGGCAGCCAAACAGAGCAGUGGGUGAAUGUUGGCACAUCACCAUGUGUUUUCUCUGGCCAAAUAAAGACCUUGCAAAGUG